AUGGAACAAACGCUACGAAUAUUCCACCGUCUUCUGUCUAUUGGUGGUAUAUCAAUAUUCGCUAAAUCGAAUUGGGAUACAAAACCAUGGCUAAUAUUUCAAAUAUUCAAUUUCAUUGUUGGUUUUUUCUGCUUCAUUUUUACCACUGGAUUCGUAGUCACAAGUACUGCAGAUCUCUUGGUAUUCAUUAAUGGGGCUUGUAUUUGGGCGACGGGGGUAAUAAUGUCCAUAACCCUGGCAGUAUGUCUAGCUUUCAGAAGAAACUUCCGGAAAUUUCUAGAAGAAAUGAUCUUCGUGGACCCUUUAUUAGAUAUGCCAUUGGUCAAAUAUGUCCUUUCUGCAGAAGGAGGGGUAAAGUCUAAUGAAUUAAAGCAUUUAGUGAAUAAUACACAAGAGAAAUUGUUCAAAUAUACACGAAUUUUACUAAAAUGUUACGUAUUUUGUGUAAACUUUGUGGCAACGCUGUAUCUUUGCAGUCCAAUUUAUGAAAUGAUUAUUAGGAAUGACAAGUCUUUACGACUUUUGGGUUUCGACAUGUGGUUUCCUUGGGAAUUAGAUAAUUUAUACGUCUACAUAGCUACUUUUAUUUACCACGUUUAUGCCGGGUACUUGUGUGGCGUCGCGUACCCCGGUCUACAAUCAAUGAUUAUAUUGCUCGUUGGUCAAAAGAUACGUCAUUUGAAAGUACUGACAUUCAUUAUUCUGAAUCUUGACGAAUUGGUUACGGAGUAUUUGAAGCAGAAGAAUGAACAGUGGCAACCAUGCUGCACAGCAGUACUGGUACAGUGCGUGGACCAUUACGUGAAACUCAAGAGAUUUAGUAAUAGACUGAAUAUAAUAUGUCGACCGUUCUACUUGACCCUUAUAUUGGUGUCUAUUGUGCUUGUUUGCAUGUGCUCAGUAAAAAUCGCUGUAUCGGAUAAGCUAUCGCUGGACACAAUGAAGUAUUACACCCACGCAAUGAGCUUUAUUCUAGUGGUGCUUAUGUUUUGCUUAUUGGGACAGCAAGUGGAGAAUCAAUGUGAAAAUUUAGAAAUAUCUGUCACGGAAAAGUGGUAUAUAUUCGACAGGCAAUACAAACUGAACAUGCAGAUAUUCAAUAAUGCACUCAGUCAAAGGAUGCCUAUAUAUAUAUUUGGAACUGUAACAUUAUCAUUGCCUACUUUCACAUGGUUCAUUAAAACUGGAAUGUCAUUUUUUACUUUAGUGAUGUCAGUGAUAGAGGACUGA
Messenger RNA from Achroia grisella, 1230 nucleotides. RefSeq lists its product as uncharacterized. NCBI's taxonomy places the organism in Eukaryota, Metazoa, Arthropoda, Insecta, Lepidoptera, Pyralidae. The transcript has 7 exons. The record is from RefSeq and is a predicted model, not a curated record. Gene Ontology annotation, biological process: detection of chemical stimulus involved in sensory perception of smell; sensory perception of smell. Bases 1 to 1230 code for a protein of 409 amino acids. Gene Ontology annotation, cellular component: plasma membrane. Gene Ontology annotation, molecular function: olfactory receptor activity; odorant binding.